UUUCAUUUAAUUUCACUUGCCGCUCUCUUUCUCACUAUCUAUCCAUUUUCUUACGUUUUCCGUAGUUGCUGUGUUGCGCCACUGAGUUGGAUUUCGAUCUUCGAUUUCCCAUUCGCAAGUGGGCCACAGAGUGCUUCUUGUGGAGUGCGUGAAUAGACACAAGUACAAGGAGGUGUUAUUUUUGUGUGAUAUUGAGGAUACUGCAGUGAUUGGAUCUUUGAUAUCAAUUCACUGAUGGAAUGCAACAAGGACGAGGCUGUGAGGGCUAAGCAAGUGGCAGAAAGUAGAAUCCAAAGGGGUGAAUUUGUAGAGGCACUGAAGUUUGCUAACAAGGCUAAAAAGCUGUAUCCUGAUGUUGAAAACAUUGCUCAGAUCCUUGCAGUUUGUGAGGUUCACAAGGCUGCACAGAACAAACUCUCUGGGUCUGUAAUGGAUUGGUAUGGAAUUCUUCAGACUGAAAGACUUUCUGAGGAAGCAAUAAUAAAGAAACAGUAUAGAAAGCUUGCACUGCUACUUCAUCCUGAUAAAAAUAAAUUUGCUGGCGCAGAAGCUGCUUUCAAGUUGAUUGUGGAAGCCAAUGGGGUUUUGAGUGACCAAGCAAAUCGAUCUUUAUAUGACAUGAAGCUUAAAGUCCAUCCGAGAACUGCAGUACCUAAGACCUCAUCCCAUCAAUCAAAUGGGAAUGUAUCUGCAGCAAAACAUGUUCCCAAUGUAACAAAAUCUCGGAAAAAGUGUUCUUCAAACUUCCCUUCUUGGAAUCCCCAUCUGAAAGCAGCACAACCGACAUUCUGGACAACUUGCAAACAUUGUAACACCAGGUUCAACUUCUACACAACAUUUUUUAAUAUGGCCGUACUUUGUCCAAAAUGCAGGCAAUCAUUUGUAGCUCAUGCUUUUAGUCACCAGGCUGCCCCACCAUUUGUAUCGACUAUUGCCCCAAAUUAUGCUCCAAUGCAGGCUCCACCAAAACCAGCCUCAAGAAGUAAUGGUGGAAACCCCCUUGGUGGUGGAUGGGCAGAUGCCUUUGUGCAAUCGUAUCCUUCAUUUAUGAAAACCUGUGUUACUGGAGUUGGUAAGCAACAGAAAGGUGAAAAGAAUGAAGAUGGCCAUGUUCCUGUGUUGAAAACUAUGGAUUCACAGACCUCCAAAUAUGUUGGAAGUAAGAGGGUGAGACAGGCAGCACCAGAUUUAAAAGAGAGCUUCAACACUGGAAAUGUCAAUGAAAAGAAAGACGUCAAUGUUCGAGGAAAUGAUGUUGAUCCUUCAAUAUUGAAUGUAAGAAGGUCUUCCAGACAAAAGCAACAUGUUUCAUAUGUGGAAAAAUCUGAAGUUGACAAUUUUGAUAUUCCUUCCAAAAAGCCACGACAAAACGGAUCAUUGCACAAUGAUGAAGUUCAGAAAAAGAAUGCGUCUGAAGAAACAUUUGUAAGGAAUACAAGGAAAGAUGAGCAUUCUCAUGUUCAAGGAGAUAAGGUAUUCGAGUCAGAUCUUGAUCCUAGAACGUUAGACAAGGAAAACUGCUCGCCAUUGAAUUCAAAUGUCCCUUCUACUCCAGAGGUCAUUCAUUGCCCUGAUCCAGAUUUUAAUGAUUUUGAUAAGGAUAGGGCGGAGGGCCAUUUUGGUGUUAAUCAAGUCUGGGCAAUUUAUGAUUCCACUGAUGCUAUGCCGAGAUUUUACGCUCUUGUUAAGAAAGUGGCCUCCCCUUUCAAGUUGCAGUUUACUUGGUUGGAACCUAACCCAGAUGACCAAGGUGAGGCUGACUGGCAUUAUGCAGAUUUGCCUAUUGCUUGUGGUAAAUUCAAACUUGGUGACUCUCAGAAAACAACAAAUAGUGAAAUGUUCUCUCAUCAGAUUCAGUGUAUAAAAAGAAAUGGCAAAAGUUCUUACCUAGUGUUUCCCAAUAAGGGAGAAACUUGGGCGAUUUUCAGAAAUUGGGAUAUCAAAUGGAGUUCUAAUCCUGAAAAUUAUUUGAAGCGUGAAUUUGCUUAUGUGGAAAUCCUAUCAGAUUUUGCUGAAAAUGUUGGUAUUGAAGUAGCUUACCUAAGCAAAGUGAAAGGGUUUGUUAGCCUUUUUGAGAAAACUGGAAAGAAUGGAGACAGCAUGCUUUGUAUUCCGCCUAAUGAGCUUUAUAGAUUCUCACAUCGAAUCCCUUCAUAUAAGAUGAGUGGUGAUGAAAGGGAAGGUGUUCCAAGAGGCUGUUUUGAACUUGAUCCCGCUGCCCUGCCAACAAAUUUCGAUGAUGCUGAUUGUGGUGAUGUAAAUACUGGAGUACCAGCAAGGGAAUAAUGCACGGAAGUGAAAUAGAUUCAUCGACUUUGGGAAGAUCAAGGGAAAAGGUAUGAACAAUGGCUUGUUAGGCUAAUGAAGGAUAAGAACACCGGUGUAAAAAAGUGGAGGAAAACCGCAUUCCUCAAAUUGUUUUGAUUAAAUCUAUGACUUCAAGAUGCUACUUUUUGUCAUGUGUUUCUUUUUGUCCAUAUACACCUUGUCUAUUUUAAGAAUUUAUCUUUAAUCUUGUGUUUUCUUUUACUAACUCCUAAUCUUGUAUUGUGGCUUGGCGUUCCUUAAUUGUGUAUAAAGUUCAUUUCCCCUAA
Molecule: messenger RNA, 2594 nt
Organism: Cicer arietinum (chickpea)
Lineage: Eukaryota; Viridiplantae; Streptophyta; Magnoliopsida; Fabales; Fabaceae
Source: RefSeq, a predicted model, not a curated record